This is a messenger RNA of Drosophila albomicans, 5254 nucleotides long. RefSeq names its product ATP-binding cassette sub-family G member 1 (gene Atet). Lineage: Eukaryota; Metazoa; Arthropoda; Insecta; Diptera; Drosophilidae. Bases 1032 to 3605 code for a protein of 857 amino acids. The record is from RefSeq and is a predicted model, not a curated record. The transcript has 7 exons. Gene Ontology annotation, molecular function: ATP binding; ATP hydrolysis activity; ABC-type transporter activity. Gene Ontology annotation, cellular component: plasma membrane.
CGUUCGCGCUGCGCUCAAGUCUCCUCACAAGUCAUUGGGGAACAGUCGUCGCGCGACCCGCCGCCAAAGAAGAAACACGUUUAGUACUUUUUUUUCGUUGUCUUUCGAGGUAUCUUAAAUUAGCCCAAAGACACACAGUACACAGCACACAGCACACCACACACAACAUAACACACACAACUCUCAAAUUGUGCUGGAGGAGCUGCUCUUUAUGUGUGUUGCUUUGGCUGUGCUCAGCUGUUACCUCUCCCAUUCCCCUCGUUCUCGUACCGAAUUGUAGUGCAAUAUAAUAAAAUAAAACAAUUACGUAUUAAAAAAUAUAAAUAGAGAGAGAGAUAGAGAGCGAGACAAUAGCUCGUGUGUUUUACCAACAACAACCAGCCAAAUUAAUGUGAAAUAUUUGACUGUAUAAAUGGGCCUAAAAUAAAGAAAAUCAAAAAGCAAUUCAGCUAGCAACACGAGCAUCGCUGUCUGUUUCAAGAGAACAACCAACGGCAGCAACAGUAUAAAGUAUAAAAAAACAACAAACAACAACAACAACAGCAACAACAAUUAGAAGAACAAGUUUUACGCGCUGGCAACUCUUGGAUUUCAUUCUAUGGAAUUAAGCUGCUUGGGAUGAAGAGAAAGAGAAGCAUCGACAGCGAUAGCAACCUGCAUUAUUCAUCGACUUCCAACUACGUAACAGAAAUGCCAAGAAAUUGUGAACAUGAUAAACAAUGAAUAAUUCAAAGUACUCGUAAGAGAACGAGCAUCGAACGCAGAGAGAUUCAUAUGUAAAUAGAGGCAACGCCAAAUAAAUAUAAAUAAUAAAUAGAGAAAACUGAAGCGACAGUGAAAUAAAGAAGCUAGUAGCUUUAAAGAACUCUCAAAGAGACACAAAGCAGAAGCACAAGCACCAACCAACCAACCAACCACUGACUGACUGACUGACACAUCCUAAUGCCAAUUGCCAACUGCAACUAUUAAACUGAACUGAACUGAACACAGACACUCACAGUGAUUCACAGACCAUUGAGUUCUCAGUCAUCAUGGAUGACAUGCACGCAUCGAAUGUGCCACUCGUGGACAAGGAGAACGGCUCCAGCGCCAUCAUACUGCCCGCCAAGACAUCAUCCACAUCCACAUCCACAUCGACGUCAUCAGCAGUUCACUACAAGAGCUGCAACAAUAGCACAACAACAACAGCAACAACAACACCGGCAGUAGCAGGAGCCACAGCAACUGGGGAACUAUCUGGCACAGUUAACGCCAAGUCUGAGCCAGUGCCACUGUUGAAUCAGCUGCAGGCACUGCCCCUCCAGAAGACCACCAAUGACCUGAAGCACAGCAAUGCCAACUACGGCUCACAAAAUAAUCUGUGCAAUGGAAGACUCAAUUCGACGACUCCUGGCACCCUCAAUAACCAUGUGUUGGCUCCCAAGGUGCAGAACAACAGCAGCCCCAAUGGCCAGAAGAAGGGCACAAUCUCGUUGUCCCAUCUGCCACAGCGGCCGCCAGUGGACAUUGAGUUCCGUGACAUCUCCUACUCUGUGCCCGACGGCCACUUGCGCGGCUUCAAGACCAUUCUGAAGAGCGUAUCGGGCAAAUUUCGCAAUGGACAAAUUACGGCCAUCAUGGGACCCUCUGGAGCUGGCAAGAGCACGCUGAUGAAUAUCCUUGCGGGUUACAAAACAUCACAGCUAAGUGGCUCGGUGCUGAUCAACAGCAAGGAGCGCAAUCUGCGCAGAUUCCGCAAACUCUCCUGCUACAUCAUGCAGGACGAUGUGCUCAUCGCGAACCUCACAGUGCGCGAGGCCAUGAUGGUGGCCGCCAAUCUCAAGCUGGGCAAGAAUAUGAUCAGCUAUGCCAAGUGCGUAGUGGUCGAGGAGAUACUGGAAACGAUUGGCCUCAAGGAGUCGGUGAACACGCUCACUUGCAAUCUGUCUGGUGGCCAGCGAAAACGGCUCUCAAUUGCUCUCGAGCUGGUCAACAAUCCGCCGGUCAUGUUCUUCGAUGAACCAACCUCUGGCCUGGACAGCUCCACUUGCUUCCAGCUAAUUUCACUGCUCAAAUCCCUGGCGCGCGGAGGACGCACCAUUGUCUGCACAAUUCAUCAGCCCUCGGCUCGGCUGUUCGAGAAGUUCGAUCAUCUGUAUCUGCUGGCCCAGGGCCAGUGUGUCUACGAGGGACGCGUGCAUGGUUUGGUGCCUUACUUGGCCUCGCUGGGCUAUGAAUGCCCCUCUUACCACAAUCCCGCUGACUAUGUGCUCGAGGUGGCGUCGGGUGAAUACGGCGAGGCGGUGCCCAAGCUGGUGGAGGCAGUCAAGAGUGGCACUUGCAAGAAGUACAUGCACAAGGAUUACGGCGUGAAUCUGGCCAACGCCAAGGGCAUUAUUGCCAACGACAUAAUCAAGGGCAACGGCAGCGGCACAGACAACAGCAGCGCCAACACAGCGCCUUCGACGACGGCAGCAGCUACGAUCAAAUUGGAGGACGAGAAGCCGCCGAAAGCGCUCGAGGCAAUUGCCGACGAUGCGGACGCGGAUGCAGACGAGUUAACCGAACUGAAACCACCGAAGCUGGAGGCCCAACAGUCGCAGAAUUCCGACUGCAGCGUCAUCAAUAUGCCCACCACCAACGACGACAGCUGCAGCUUCAGCUCGUCAAAGGGUGGCCAAAGCCAGAACGCUGUCUCUGGCGGCACAAAUCCCGUUGUGGGCUGCAUGACAUCGCUGUUGGACUCGCAUGAAAGCGUCGUCACAUUGCCCAACAAGACGGGAUUCCCCACGAGCGGCUGGACGCAGUUUUGGAUACUUUUAAAGCGUUCAUUUCGCACUAUUAUGCGCGACAAGAUGUUGACGCAUAUGCGACUCGCUUCGCACGUCAUUGUGGGCGCCAUCAUCGGCAUGAUCUACUACGAUGUGGGCAACGAGGCCAGCAAGAUCAUGAGCAAUGCCGGCUGCAUCUUCUUUGUCUCUUUGUUCACCACUUUCACGGCCAUGAUGCCCACCAUUCUAACCUUUCCAACGGAGAUGUCGGUGUUUGUGCGGGAGCAUCUCAACUAUUGGUACUCCCUGAAGGCGUUCUACUUUGCCAAGACCAUAGCCGAUAUUCCCUUUCAGAUUGUCUUCUCUAGCGUCUUUGUGCUCGUCGUCUACUAUUUAACUUCCCAGCCCAUGGAACUGGAGCGCAUCUCAAUGUUUGUGCUAAUCUGUGUGCUCAACUCGCUAGUGGCCCAAUCUUUGGGUCUGCUCAUUGGUGCUGGCAUGAACAUCGAGACAGGCGUCUUUCUAGGUCCUGUCACGACGAUUCCAACGAUUCUCUUCUCGGGUUUCUUUGUCAAUUUCGAUACCAUACCGGCGUAUUUACAGUGGGUCACAUAUGUCAGCUACGUGCGCUACGGAUUCGAGGGUGCCAUGGUGUCCAUCUAUGGCAUGGAUCGAGCCAAGCUGCACUGCAAUGAGAUCUACUGUCAUCAUCGAGUGCCCAAGAAGUUCUUGGAGUGGAUGUCCAUGGAGGACGCUCGCUUCUGGGUCGAUGCCGUCGCCCUGCUUGGCAUCUUCUUCGCCCUUCGCAUCAUUGCGUAUUUUGUGCUCCGCUGGAAGCUGCAUAUGAUACGUUAAGCAGACGAUCUGUUUUUUGUACUCCCUAAGACUAGGCUAAGUUGGAAUCAUCAAAUCUAUUGUAAAUAGAGGUCGCGCAAUAGGAAUUUAUGUUCGAGGACCGUAGAUAGGCGUAGCUUAAUGGUGCUUCGACAUUUCGACUGGUUUUCCCUCAUAUGGUUUUUUCAUUGCAUUAAAGGUUCUACUUAAAGAUUACGACAACCACAACAACAACAAAAUAUACCAAAUAGCGAGUAGAUCAAACGCAGAGCGCCCAACAACAAAAAUAUCUGGCCAACACAAAUCGAAAUUCGCAUAAACACAAAACGUCUAGUUCGUUAAGGUUUUACAUUUAUAUAGAGUAUAUAGGCAUGCAUGACUAUUGAUUAUUGAUUAUUACAAUUGAUUAAUAAUUAUUGAUUAGCGUAAAAUAGGCACGUUCACAACCACACACACAGAGACACACAAAAUACUCUCAGAAAACAAGCAAACAAUAUUUAACCCAUUCAAGUGUAAAUCUUGUGACCAAGCAGAAGAGUCUGAACUUAAAUAGGUUGAAAAUUAUAACAAAUUGUAGAGAAGUCGUUAAACCCGUGUACCCGACCGACACCGCGUAGCUCCCAUAGAUAAAACACUUAAAUCGGCAUCCGUGAACUCUCAAGUACAUUUGUACAUCAAUACUCCAUAUCCGUCUCCAUCUCCAUCUCCAUAGAAAGUGCAAUUUUACCCAACGUUCUUUAUAGAUCAGUCCGUCCCUAUUUUGACCCAACCAAUCAACGUGACGUAUAAACCAAUCCACCUUUUUGCCAACGUUUUCAGCUAGUUCGUGUUCAAACUAAUUUGCAAAUCGGUUAGUUAGGAACGUGCUUAGAAAUUGAAAUAUUUGUAAACAACAAACAGAGCAACAAACUGAACCUUGUGAUACACACUCAUAAUCGAUAUGACAACAAAAAGUGCGAGGGGAAUUCGUUUGUGUCCAGGCAAAACUGGUGAUAUGAAGCAAUUAUUACUAUUAUUACGAUUAUUAUUAUAUGUAGCUACUAUUCUUACGGCAAGUCGAUUAAUCUUCAAUAACGUGUUUGUAAUUUACGGCAUAUGUGUGAUUAUAUAUUAUCUUUUAAUUUAGUAAAUCUUUAGUUGUAUUAUUAAAUCUGUCAGCAAAAUAAACGCAAUAUGAAUUAAACAUUUUUUAUUUGAAAUUUGAUAAACAAACGCAAUCUGAAAGGCCAACAAAAUUAAGCCAAAGAAUGUAAAAGGGGAAUUCGGACGUAUUCAAUUAAUGCUUCGAUUAAUUUGCCCCCAUUUAGUUAUACAUCAUUUUGUGAUAAAUAUAGAAAUUACAAAAGCAAAUCGCAAAUCUAAAUUUGUAACUUGUAAACUUCUAAAACAAGAAGCUGUUGCCACAUAUUCAGCAUCCUGUGAGGAUCGAUACUUGUAAUUGUCUAGACUCUAGAAUGGCAAUCCAAUUAAUUAGCAAACGCGUUAAGUACUACAUUCUUAGUUGUAGCCAUUAAAUCUAAUAAACAACAUCAAAAAACGGAAACAAACAUAUUUAAAGCGAAUGUUCAACUGUAUAAUAAAAUAAAAUUAAACAUAAACACACACACGGCCUGCACAUAUACACAAACUGUCAAACACAUACACACAUACCAGUAGAAUAUUUUUAAUAA